AUGCAGAACAUGUUCUCCGAGGAAAAUGUUAAAUGGGUUAAUGCCAAUUUACGUAUGGAUUUCCACAACAGUGGGUCCAAUGAGUUGUUUGGUUUCUGUAUGGAGAUGCUUGGGAGUUUAGUUUUCUGCAUUUCCACUGUAUUCAUGCUCUUGUUGCCAAGCAGCGUAAUAAAGCCAGAGAAUGUUGGUUUAAUUCUCUCCUACAGAUUACCCCUGAAUGGUGUGCUGUUCUGGGCCAUUUAUAUGAGCUGCUUUGUCAAAAAUAAGAUGGUAUCGGUUGAGAGGAUAAAACAAUUUAUAAACAUCCCAUCAGAAGCAGCAUGGGAGAUAAAAGACCGUGUUCCUCCUUCAAAUUGGCCUUCCCAUGGCAAUGUCGAGCUCAGAGACUUGCAGUGUAGUGGACGGACAAAUGAAGUGGUCUGCAUGCAAGUUGUCAUUACUUUGUCAUCUCCAUUACUUUGUCUCAAGCUAAAUAAGCCCUGGAGCAGGAAAUCAACUUUGAUCCAAGUGUUCUUUAGGCUGGUGGAACCUUCAGGAGGCAAAAUUAUCAUCGAUGGGAUUGAUAUAACCACAAUAGGGCUUCACGAUAUCAGGUCUCGCUUUGGAUCAUUCCUCAAGGACCUGUCCUUUUUGAAGGAACUCCUUGAACGCUGCCAACUUAAAGAUGUGGUAGCUGCAAAACCUGAUGAACUCAAUUCUUUAGUGGCUGAUGACGGCGACAACUGGAGCGUGGGGCAAAGACAGCUUCUCUGUUUGGGGCGAGUUAUGUUGAAGCACAGCAGGCUCUUGUUCAUGGACGAGGCCACGGCUUCAGUUGAUUCACAAGACAAAUGCUGUAAUACAAAGGAUCGUGGGAGAGGAUUUUGCUGGAUGUACAAUAAUCAGCAUUGA
This is a messenger RNA of Prunus armeniaca (apricot), 891 nucleotides long. The record is from the annotation of a GenBank genome assembly. NCBI's taxonomy places the organism in Eukaryota, Viridiplantae, Streptophyta, Magnoliopsida, Rosales, Rosaceae.